AACACGCGGAUUGUGGAAUUAGCUGCAAAAUGGGAACACCACAGAAAAUCCUAUUGCCUCCGCCUAAUUUUAAUAAUAAAAGGUCAGCUCCAGUUACAAUGAAGCCUCAUUUUCUCACAUCUUCAGGUAUGACUUUACAUGCGCGGCAUCAACCGCCGCCAAUGUAUGGAAAACGUGGCGCCACCUACCCAGGAAAAUUCCUACAAACGACGGCUAAUAAGUAUUCCUCGCCAGUGGUGCCUGAACCAGAGAUGGCGGUUUCCCAAUUCUGCGAAGCUUGUGAUAUGGAGUUGCAAUCCGUAAAUGAUCUGCGACGGCACAAAGCGCAACACGAAAAGUGUCCAGUAGACAUUUGCAAUUAUCGUGGACAUCCAUCAGUAAUGGAUAAACAUGUGGCUACUCUUCACAGCUCCGGAUUGUUUGAUAAAUUCAAAAAGCUUAGUUCGCCUGAAGAAAUAGCGGCUUGGCGCGAAGAAAGAAAGCAAAAAUAUCCUACAUUGGAGAAUUCGUUAAUGCGACAACGAGCUAGAGAGCAACGUGAAAAGCGUGGUGAGCGCCUAGAAAAUAGUAAAAGUAGAUUUGGAAAAUACGAUGAUCGGAAAAGAGCGCAGAAUAAUUCUGGAUGCUCCGAUAAAAACCAGAGGGGGAAACCAAAUCAACACCAAAAUUGUAAACCACGCACAGGCAAUGAACAUAACAGACGAAAUAACAAUAAGCGUCGCAGAAAAGAAGAUCAGAAAAGGCUUGAGGAGAAAAAGCAGAAUGAAGAAAUAGAAAAAAUUAAAGGAGCAAAGAAAGAAAAAGAAUUAAUAAUGGAAGAAUCUAAGGACGAAAAUGAUAGUAGUUGUGACGGCGUAUUUCUGUUUAAGGGAACAAGGGGACUGACAAAUUAUCAACAUUUUAAGCCAAAAAAGUCGAAAGAAAAAAACGUGUUAACUGGUUUGCUGGGAAUGUACGGUUCGGAUGAAGAUUCUGAACCAGACAACGAAGAUGAAAUGCUUACAGAAAGCGAAGAGGUUUCAUUGAAUUGCCUAGAGUUAAAAGUUGAAACUACCUGUACGGAAAAAAGUUUGGAUUGUACAGCAGAGUUGGUGGAGUCUUCAAACUUUCCUACGUUAAAGAUGCACCCUGAUAAAAAACAGUUAAAUAUAGAAAUUAAAAAUUGUUUAAUUGCCGAACCAGAAAAAAUCAUCGAAACUUCAGAAAAUUCCACUUUCGAAGUGCAUUCUAAUACCAACCAUUCAGAAAAUGUCGAAGAUGCAAAAUCGCCCAAUACCGACAUCGAUCCAAUUAAACGCUUGAAUCAUUCAAGUGCAAAUAUAACUUUGCACACUUCAAAUGAAGGUGAAGGAUUUGUUUGCUCAGACGAUGAAGCACCGGAAGAGGUUCCAAUCCAACGUACAACAGAUCUACCAAUGCCUACCGAAACGGAGAAGCCCAUCGAAAAUACGACAAAUAACGCAAGCAACAAAUUACCACCUGGUAAACAUACAAAAGCAAAUCAACCUUCUCGAAUUCAGAAGCAAAAGUCUGGCCUGGACUAUCGUAAAAUCCAUUUGCGUAAACAAAAUACGUUGUUGGAAAAGUUACUCGCGCCUGACAUACGCCAUGAACGCAAUGUGUUACUCCAAUGUGUUCGUUACGUAUGCGAGAAUAAUUUUUUUGGAAUUGGUGAAAAAAAGGAAGACUAGAAAUAGAAAAAUACUUCAAUAAAAUUUAAGUUGAAAAUUUA
Anastrepha obliqua is the source of this 1732-nucleotide messenger RNA. RefSeq names its product FMR1-interacting protein NUFIP1 (gene Nufip). Bases 30 to 1691 code for a protein of 553 amino acids. Gene Ontology annotation, molecular function: RNA binding. The transcript has 3 exons. Lineage: Eukaryota; Metazoa; Arthropoda; Insecta; Diptera; Tephritidae. Gene Ontology annotation, biological process: box C/D snoRNP assembly. Gene Ontology annotation, cellular component: nucleus. The record is from RefSeq and is a predicted model, not a curated record.